CUCAACCGCUCCCUCCCCCAAGUGACCGCUGCCUGCCGAGCGUGCCGCCGUGCCACGCCGCCUGCGAGUCUUUUUUCAGAGUCUGAAGAGCUUGAGGCACACUUGCCAGCUUCCCACUGCUCCUCUGCGGCAGCGUCUCGCUUUCAGCUUUCAGGUUAACUGAAAUCUGCAAACAUUCUCUGCUGCAAGAAAAAAAGGGUGAUGUCAUCAGAAGAUGAUGCUGGCGGGGAAGCUCCUGGGGGCAGUUUCUGGGAGGCUGGGAACUACAAGCGGACAGUGAAACGUGUGGACGAUGGCUACCGGCUCUGCAAUGACCUUAUCUCCUGCUUCCAGGAGAGAGCCAAGAUAGAGAAGAACUAUGCCCAGCAGCUCACAGAAUGGUCCCGUAAGUGGAGGACCAAUGUGGAGAGAGGUCCGCAGUAUGGUACUCUGGAAAAGGCCUGGCAUGCCUUCCUGACAGCUGCAGACAAACUGAGUGAAAUUCACUUGGCUGUCCGGAACCACCUGGCUGGUGAAGAUUCCGAUAAGAUCAAGGCCUGGCAGAAGGAGGCCUACCACAAGCAGAUGAUUGGAGGCUUCAAGGAAACAAAGGAUGCAGAGGAUGGGUUCCGCAAAGCCCAGAAGCCCUGGGUGAAGAAGAUGAAAGAUGUGGAGACUUCUAAGAAAAACUAUCAUGCAGCCCGGAAGGAGGAGAAAACAGCCCAUACAAGGGAGAACCAUGCCAAGGCAGACUCGUCUGUCUCACAGGAGCAGAUGCGCAAGUUGCAGGAGCGUGUCGAGAAGUGCACUCAGGAGGCUGAGAAGUGCAAGGAUCAGUAUGAGAAGAUGCUGGAAGAAUUGAAUCGCUACAAUCCCCGCUACAUGGAGGACAUGGAGCAAGUGUUUGAGGGCUGUCAGGAGGCAGAGCGCAAGCGACUGUGCUUCUUCAAGGAGAUGCUUCUGAAUCUGCACCAGCAUCUCAACCUCUCCACCAGUGAAAGCUUUCAUGCAUUGUAUCGGGAUCUCCACCAAGUCAUCAUGGCUGCAGACAACCAGGAGGACCUGAAGUGGUGGCGCAACACUCAUGGACCAGGCAUGGCCAUGAAUUGGCCUCAGUUUGAGGAAUGGUCCCUUGAAACACAGAGGCAAAUCACCAAGAAGGAGAAGAGUGGCAAGAUGGCUGAUGAUGUCACACUGACCAGCAUUUUGCCUGCACGAGAUGGUGUUGUCUCACAGACCCCUCUGCAGACAAGGUUUUCCUAUCAAGAGGAGCAGAACAGUCUCUUCUAUGACACCCUGAAGGCACCAACCCAUGUGAACGGAGGGAAGGAAGACAUUUCAGAGUGGUCAGAUGAGGACACUCCCAAGAAGUGCCUGGAUGCCAACGGGCAUGAGGAAGACCUGAAGGUACCAGGUGUACGGGUACGAGCACUCUAUGAUUACACGGGACAGGAGGCUGAUGAGCUGAGCUUUAAAGCAGGUGAAGAACUAAUGAAGAUUAGUGAGGAAGAUGAGCAGGGCUGGUGCAAAGGCCGACUUCUCACUGGUCAAGUUGGACUCUAUCCUGCCAAUUAUGUUGAGAAGGUUGGAUCAUGAUUGCUGCUGCCCCACCAGUGCCUCACAGCCAUACCAGCAUCUCCUGCAGAGGUCACUGGGUCACUCCUGGCCCCAACCCACCUUUGCAGUAUAUCCAGCAGCUUCUGGACUUUAAAGGCACAUAUUCCAUGUAACUAAUGCUUCAUUUAAACAUCUAGAUCUGUAGGGAUUUUCUAAAAAAUAAACAAGGAUGAAUAAA
This is a messenger RNA of Melospiza georgiana, 1774 nucleotides long. It is a transcript of the gene PACSIN3, whose product is annotated as protein kinase C and casein kinase substrate in neurons 3. Gene Ontology annotation, cellular component: endosome; cytoplasm; plasma membrane. Gene Ontology annotation, biological process: plasma membrane tubulation; regulation of endocytosis; cytoskeleton organization. The transcript has 12 exons. The record is from RefSeq and is a predicted model, not a curated record. Lineage: Eukaryota; Metazoa; Chordata; Aves; Passeriformes; Passerellidae. Gene Ontology annotation, molecular function: phospholipid binding; protein binding. The coding region runs from base 202 to 1575 and encodes 457 amino acids.